GGGCACAGCUGGAACAUACAGAGUUGCGGUAGCAGUGUCGAAAUUCGGAACACAACAUCUCCUGCAUCUAAAAGAAAAUGCCGUUGGAAUUGUAUCUAGAUCUCCAUUCUCAGCCAUGUCGUUCUGUGUUUCUGUUUGCCAAGAAAAACGACAUUCCGUUUGAAUUCAAGUUUGUAGAUCUUGCCUCAGGCCAGCAUUAUGGUGAAGACUUUGGCAAUGUCAGUGUGGUGAGAAAGGUCCCUGUCUUGAAGGAUGGAGACUUCAUUCUCACAGAGAGUGUUGCAAUACUGAAGUACAUGGCAGAGAAAUUUAGCACCUCAGUGUCAGACAACUGGUAUCCAGCUGACCUGCAGGAGCGAGCACGCGUUAACGAGUACCUCGCCUGGCAACAUUCAGCCAUGCGAGCCCAUGGGUCAAAGGUGUACUGGUUCAGGGCCAUACUUCCCAUAAUAACUGGGGCAGAGGUGCCUAAAGAGAAAAUGGAUUCUGCAAUGGAGGACUUGACACAGAGCCUGAAGGUGUUUGAGGAGAAAUUCCUCCAAGACAAACCCUUCAUCGUUGGAGACCAGAUCUCCCUGGCUGACAUUGUUGCCAUAGUAGAAGUCAUGCAGCCUUUUGGGACUGGCCUGGAUGUGUUUGAGAGCCGGCCAAAGCUCAGUGCCUGGAAAGACAGGGUGAAGAAGGAGAUUGGUGAGGCUCUGUUUGAUGAGGCUCACAACAGUCUCAUGAACGUGGCCAACCUACCACAAACCUUUGAGAAAAACGGCAUGCUGGAAUUCCUCAAGCCACGGAUUCAGAAGAUGUUCAACUGAAUUGAUGAUGAUGGUAUGGUGAUAUAAUGGUGUGAUGAGGGUAUUAUUAUAUCACAAUUGAAGACAUUUUUGUGACAUUAUUUGAUAGCUUUGGUUUAUUGUGAUAAGCAUUGCAUUUCCUGUCAAUAAAUCUGAAACUCAAUCGA
Osmerus eperlanus (European smelt) is the source of this 958-nucleotide messenger RNA. It is a transcript of the gene gstt1a, whose product is annotated as glutathione S-transferase theta 1a. Gene Ontology annotation, cellular component: cytoplasm. Bases 78 to 812 code for a protein of 244 amino acids. The transcript is spliced from 5 exons. NCBI's taxonomy places the organism in Eukaryota, Metazoa, Chordata, Actinopteri, Osmeriformes, Osmeridae. Gene Ontology annotation, biological process: glutathione metabolic process. Gene Ontology annotation, molecular function: glutathione transferase activity. The record is from RefSeq and is a predicted model, not a curated record.